UUGAGAACGAUAGGUGGAAGUGUAGGUGCGUGUUAACUGUUGCAGCUCCCUGCCCUGCUGAAGCAUCGUCCGUUUGAAGAGUUCUUUUGCAGUUAUUUGGUAAACAAUGAAGGUUCUCUUGCUGAAGGAUCCCAAAGACAAAGACUCAGGACCAGAUCCAUAUAUUAAAGAGUUGGGAUUAUACGGAUUUGAAGCAACUUUGAUUCCAGUUUUGUCAUUUGAAUUCAUAUCUCUUGAAAGCUUAUUUGAAAAGCUCUCUCAUCCAGAAUGUUAUGGAGGCCUAGUUUUUACCAGUCCAAGAGCAUUAGAAGCCAUCAAGAUAUGUUUAAAAGAGAAUAGUAACAAUGACGCCUGGUCAAAAUCUCUUAAACAAAGAUGGAAUACCAAACCAGCUUACGUGGUAGGAAAAGCUACAGCUUCUCUAGUGGAAGAAAUUGGCCUUACUCCACAAGGAGAAAAUUCUGGAAAUGCUGAAAAAUUAGCUGAAUAUAUUUGCUCAAGAGAGAAACCUAAUUCCUCAGCCUUUCUUUUUCCUUGUGGAGCCCUGAAAAGAGAAGUACUUCCUACAGUACUUAGAGAAAAAGGUAUACCUCUGGAAAGCCUUACUGUUUAUCAAACCACCCAACACACUGACCUGCAAGAAUCAUUGAGCAGUUAUUUCUCACAACAGGGAAUUCCAGCAAGCAUCGUGUUCUUCAGUCCAUCUGGUGUCAAAUUUUGCCUCCAGCACAUUCAGAAGCUUUCGGGGGAUUUUAUCAACCAUAUCAAGUUUGCUGCUAUCGAGAGUCCGACUCCCCAAGACCUCGCUGCUGGGAUCCAAAAAACACUUCAGUUACAGAACUGCUGUUUAUCUAAGUAAGAGCACAGCAUGCAUUUGAAGGUGAAUAUGGUGCUGUAGGACGUUUUUCCAUUUUGCAGACCUGUUGUCCUGCAAGAAAGUAUUUUCGAAGAAUAUGCAACACUGUCCUUGUCAGGGCCUGGUGUGAGAAGCUUGCAUCUAAAUAUCUAAGAAAUCUAGAAUUUGUCCAGCAUCUCUUAAAGCAUCUAGCUAUUGCCCUUUUCUCAUGUGUGCAGUGUAAAUAUUUCAUAUGGGCACUCCUUGAAACUAGGUGAGAGGCUAAUCUGCAUCGGAGUGGUAUAUUGAAAUAAGCUCAAUGUAUCACCUCAGGUAUCUCCUAGCAUACAAGGUAAGGUUUUCAUUUCUCUGUAUAAUCAGUUUUACAUGCACAUCUUCUUUUUCUUUUGUCAAAGAAAAGCGUA
Messenger RNA from Pygoscelis adeliae (Adelie penguin), 1260 nucleotides. It is a transcript of the gene UROS, whose product is annotated as uroporphyrinogen III synthase. Gene Ontology annotation, molecular function: uroporphyrinogen-III synthase activity. Gene Ontology annotation, biological process: uroporphyrinogen III biosynthetic process. The transcript has 11 exons. The record is from RefSeq and is a predicted model, not a curated record. Lineage: Eukaryota; Metazoa; Chordata; Aves; Sphenisciformes; Spheniscidae. The coding region runs from base 107 to 859 and encodes 250 amino acids.